CUCGGAGCCCACUGAUUGGCUCGCCAAGCUUUGCUGAUCGCAGCUGCCGUGAUGGCCAAAAGCCCGGAGGUGAAGCUGGCCAUGUUCGGGAGAGCGGGAGUGGGAAAGUCAGCUUUGGUGGUGAGAUUUCUAACCCGACGCUUCAUCUGGGAGUACGACCCAACACUUGAAUCCACAUAUCGGCAUCAAGCCAACAUUGAUGAUGAGGUUGUUUCCAUGGAGAUUCUGGACACUGCAGGGCAGGAGGAUAUCCAGCAGAAGGAGAGUCACAUGCGUUGGGGUGAUGGAUUCAUCAUAGUCUAUGACAUCACAGACCGGGGAAGCUUUGAGGAGGUGGCACCUCUUCGGAGUCUCCUAGAGGAGGUGAAGAGGCCGAAGAAUGUCCCUCUGGUUCUAGUGGGCAACAAGUCAGACCUGGACCAUGUCCGGCAGGUUGGCACAGAGGAAGGCGAGCGGCUGGCAGCUGAGAUGGCAUGCGCCUUCUAUGAAUGCUCAGCAUGUGCCGAUGAGGGUGGUGCGGUACCCGAGGCUUUCCACGAGCUCUGCCGCGAGGUGAGGCGCCGGAAGGCCGUGCAGGGCAAGGCCAGGCGCCGCAGCUCCACCACACAUGUCAAACAGGCCAUCAACAAGAUGCUGACCAAGAUCAGCAGCUAGGGAAGACCCAGAAAAUCAUCUGAUCACACGAGAACAAAAAUAUAUACUUUUUUGUAAAUGUUUUAAACAAUUAUUGGUUCCAAAAUGGACAAAA
This is a messenger RNA of Limanda limanda (common dab), 748 nucleotides long. RefSeq names its product RAS-like, estrogen-regulated, growth inhibitor (gene rerg). The transcript has 4 exons. Bases 52 to 654 code for a protein of 200 amino acids. Gene Ontology annotation, molecular function: GTPase activity; GTP binding. The record is from RefSeq and is a predicted model, not a curated record. Lineage: Eukaryota; Metazoa; Chordata; Actinopteri; Pleuronectiformes; Pleuronectidae.